Phodopus roborovskii (desert hamster) is the source of this 2990-nucleotide messenger RNA. It is a transcript of the gene Cass4, whose product is annotated as Cas scaffold protein family member 4. The record is from RefSeq and is a predicted model, not a curated record. Gene Ontology annotation, biological process: cell surface receptor protein tyrosine kinase signaling pathway; cell migration. Gene Ontology annotation, molecular function: protein binding. Gene Ontology annotation, cellular component: plasma membrane; cytoplasm. Bases 9 to 2354 code for a protein of 781 amino acids. The transcript is spliced from 6 exons. NCBI's taxonomy places the organism in Eukaryota, Metazoa, Chordata, Mammalia, Rodentia, Cricetidae.
CACCGACAAUGAUGGUAACAGUACAUUCUCUCCCCCAGCCCCUGUUGGCCAGGGCACUUUAUGACAACUGUCCUGAUUGUUCCGAUGAGCUGGCCUUCUCCAGAGGGGACAUCCUAACCGUUGUGGAGCAAAAUGUGCCUGAAAGUGAGGGCUGGUGGAAGUGUCUGUUACAUGGAAGGCAAGGCCUGGCUCCCGCCAACCGUCUCCAAGUGCUCAAAGACACCCCUGCAGACAGACCCUGUCCCCAGCUCCUGAGAGGCCUGGACACAGACCUCAGCGGCUCAGAGGCUCUUUAUCAAGUGCCCAGCUUGUUCUGCCCACCGCCCCCCGGCCCUGUGUACGAACCGAUGAAGAGCUGGGUGGAGGGGCUGCCGCCAGCUACUGCCCAAGUCUACAAAUUGCCUGACUCACCUUCCAGUGCCAGGAUUAUCUGUGAAAAGACUCUGAGCUUCCCCAAGCAGACACUCUACGUGCUUCCCAGACCUACAAGGGCCUCGCUGCCGACUCUGCCUUCCCAGGUGUAUGAUGUCCCUGUCCAGAACAGGGUCUCUUCGACCCUUAAGAAGCCAGAGAGACAGCACUUCUACGACAUACCCACCAGCUCCCAGAAGGCAGCAUGCCACUCCUCUGCCAGCCAGGGACAGAGUGUUGUGCUCACACCGACCACUGCCGUCAGACAGGGUGGAGGCCACAGCACGUUGUCCGGCCCUCGGAGAUCAGAAUGGACGGAUGACGCCACGCCAGUGUUGAUGGGAAAGGCCGAUGCCAGAAAUGUAUCUCUGACCAGCUUCACCCGAGAGCCAGGGUCCAUAGGAGCUGCGACCUUCCCCCCACAUCUGGGGGGCGCAGCUCAGGAGAACAGACUCCCAGAGGAGCCUUCCUAUGCUGUCCCGGCACCCAGGGACUCACUUCCUUCUGAUGGAGGCAGCAGCUACAGGGUACCUUCCAGGUUUCUCACUCCCAGAGUAGAGCAACAGAACACCAAGCCCUACAUUUAUGACACCCCUAAAGCUGUGCAUGGUGUGUCUCAGGCUGGGAAGGAGCUGGACAAAGUCAAAGAGGUCCCUGAGAGCAUCCCCUGGCUCUCCAGACACACAAGCUCCCUGUCUCCAGACUCAGACCAGUUAUCUGUUGCCAGCUCAGACAGCAGAGCUAGCAUGGUGUCUUCGUGCUCCUCCAUAUCCAUGGACUCCUCUCCGGGCUCCUCCUCAGAGGACUCAGCAAAAGAGCUGUGGAUGGACAUGGACUUUGCCAAAGAGACGGCAGUGGCCAUGCAGCACAAAGUCACCAGCUCUGCAGCGGGCCUGAUGCUCUUUGUAAGCAGGACUUGGAGGUUCAAGGACUCCUUGGAGACCAACAUCCACGCCAUCCGCAGGGCUGCUGACCACAUCGAGGAAGCCUUAAGAGAGUUCCUGGAUUUUGCCCAAGGGGUUGAUGAGACCACCCGUAAUCUCACAGACAGCCAGCUUCGGGCUAGGAUUAGAGAUCAGCUCCAAAUAAUCUCGGGUUCCUACCAGACUCUGCUGGAUGCCAAAGGGAGCCUGGACCGCUGCAAUUGGUCCCUUGGAGUUCUCGUGACGGACAAAGUCCAAAACAGCCUGGAUGAUCUGGAGAGGUUUGUCAUGGUGGCACGGAUGGUUCCAGAAGAUGUCAAGAGAUUUACCUCCAUUGUCAUUGCCAAUGGGAGGCUCCUUUUUAAACAGAACUGUGAGAAAGGAGAGACGGAGUUGAAGUGUAAACAAUGCAUCCAGCCUCCCCAAAGAGAAACUGAGUCAUACCUGAAGAGCAGCCCCUCCAAUAAACAAUUGGUGAAGGAAGAAUGCCUUGAGCAAGUGAAGAAAGACAGAAUGAAUGUCUGUGGACAGAAGCCACCUAACCUACAAGAGAAGGGAGAGCCCACCUUGGAACGAAGGCCCGAUGUAAACAAGGAUUUCCAUGCUUUGAGUCCUAGCUCUCUUACCUCUCCACGUCCCAGCCGGCAGGACGCAGACAGGAAGAUCCACCUGUCCGAGCACUGCAGGCUCUAUUUCGGAGCACUCUUCAAAGCCAUUGGCGUCUUUACCAGCAGCCUCAGCAACAGCCAGCCCCCCGAGAUCUUCAUCACUCAGAGCAAGCUGGUCAUCACAGCCGGGCAGAAGCUGGUGGACACGCUGUGCAAGGAGACCCAGGACAAGGAUGAACGCAACGAGAUUCUGUGUGGCAGCAGCCACCUGUGUGGACUGCUUAAGGACCUGGCGCUGGCCACCAAGGAGGCAGUGAUCAAGUACCCGAGCCCCAGUGCCCUGGGCUGCCUCCAGACAGAGGUGGAGAAACUAGAGCGUCACACUCGGAAAUUCAGAGAGACGCUGGAAUGAAGCCUUUCUAGUCUUUCUAGCGCCUCCUAGUUGACCUGUAGAGGUCAACUCCUGGCUAGCUUCACGCCCACAGCUGGUGCCUCUCUGUCCUGCGGGACAGCCAGGCAGGCGGGCUGAAACAGCACAGUCCUCAGAGCUGGUAUAGUAAGUGGCUAAGCCUCUGAAGGACACUGGCUGACCACAAGGAGGUCAAGAAAGAGGCAGGUGGACAAGUCGGGACCUACCUUGUGACGUUGAGCUCAGUGCCAAAGGGUACAGCACCAACCGUGGUGUUUUAGAAGCCACGUUUCCUGCCAGUCAAAUGCGUGUGUGGUUUACAGUCAUUCUACAUUUAUUUACUAGGCAGCACCUAAGGUCACAUUAAAGGGGCCGAAGUGACAGCAGCGUAUCGGGGCUCUGCCCUCGGAGUCAGUCCCACUGGGGAGACAGAUGAAAGGACAAAGAAAUGUCUGCAGUCUAUCCACUGCUAGGGAAGUUGGGGAAACAGGAGAAAGGAACUCAUUUCCCGAGUUUUAAUCUCUGUUGCAGUCCUUAGAAAACGUAAUGGCCUGCAGGGGCUGGUGGUGCCCGCCUUUAAGUAAGGAGAAGCGGGCAGAUCUUAAUGAGGCCAGACUGGUCUCUAGUGAGCUUCAAGAC